AUGGCUAUUGGACUAUUCUUGAUGUAUAAAGUAAACUACUUGUACUACUUGAUGUAGAUUACAAAACCAGCUACUCCAGACAGUUUAAAGAGUGUACUAAAGAAAGACAAAUAUCUAGAAGCAUUAAAUAAUGAUCUAGUUAAGAAAUUCUCAUAUGAUUUAGCAGAGACUAAAAGAUUCUCAAAUAUGAUCUCAUAUGAGAGUUUGGCGAAGAUUACCUAACUAUAAUGCUUGAAAUGCAAGGAAUUUAAGCCUCUCAGGACACAUCAUUGCAGUGUCUGCAACUAAUGCGUUUUACUGAUGGAUCAUCAUUGCAUGUGGACUAAUUGUUGCAUCGGCUUGCACAACUACGAUAAGUUCCUGCAAUUGAAUUUAUAUGGUAUGAUUGGUGCUAUGUACUCUGUCCUAACAAUAAGACUUUGUGACGAGAGCACAUUUUAUCAGACAAUCAGUGAUUCAGGUCUAUUUUUCACAAUUAUCAAAGUGUUUGACCUGCUUAUCGGCAAAUUCUUACUGAUUCUAUUCAUUUGGAAUGUCUAUGUUAGCUUCUAGGGAUACACUCAUUUAGAGUUUAAAGACUUAAUUGAGACUUAGAUUAAAAAGAAGAAUUAGCAAAAGAACAGAGGAAACGAGUUGGAAAGUUAAUUAGAAGAUGAAGUCAAGGGUAGUCAGCAUAAUCAUGUUAAGUUUGAGUAUGGCUAUAAAUCAAUUAGGGAGAAUUUAGCAUGGAUAUUUGGGACUAAAAGCUUUCUUUAAGCGUUUUUGUUUAUUGAUCGAUUUCACGAUUAGAGAUUAAAGUAUAAUGGGGUUGAAUGGACAGUGAUUUAUUAUUGGAAUGAUAUUUAGGAUUUUUAUUUCAAAAACUAUGGAAGAGUUUUGGAAGAAGAGACUGAUCAAAUGAGUGAUGCUACAUCAUCUGAAGAUAUUUUAUUGAUAAAAUAAGCUUGA
Stylonychia lemnae is the source of this 948-nucleotide messenger RNA. Lineage: Eukaryota; Ciliophora; Spirotrichea; Sporadotrichida; Oxytrichidae. The record is from the annotation of a GenBank genome assembly.